Messenger RNA from Lasiodiplodia theobromae, 2859 nucleotides. RefSeq names its product Mg2+ transporter protein CorA-like/Zinc transport protein ZntB. Gene Ontology annotation, molecular function: metal ion transmembrane transporter activity. Gene Ontology annotation, cellular component: membrane. Lineage: Eukaryota; Fungi; Ascomycota; Dothideomycetes; Botryosphaeriales; Botryosphaeriaceae. Gene Ontology annotation, biological process: transmembrane transport; metal ion transport. The transcript has 2 exons. The coding region runs from base 1 to 2859 and encodes 952 amino acids. The record is from RefSeq and is a predicted model, not a curated record.
AUGACUCAAUACUACGACGACACUGGAAUCAGAGACGCUUUGGAAAGAUUCCGUCCUGAAGUUGUCCAAAGAAACGUGCUCAAAAGAUUCAUUACCGAGAAUCCGAUUUCGAAGCAACGCAUGAUUGCCACGUCCCGUACAGCAUCCGAGACCCGCUUUCUCUUCCAUUCAAAAGACACCGCUCUUUUGCACGUCAUGGACUCCAGUAUAUUUUCCAAGAAACAAUCGAAAUCUCAUGAAGAAUACAAUCGUUGGAAGUACGUCAUGGAUGAGUGGAAGAACACAAUUGACUGCCAAGUCGAACAUGAAGAAACGCAAGAUUUGAAGUGGAGAAAGCCACUUUGGUAUGCCUUAGCAUUCAUUCUUGCCUCAAAGGAUAGGUCGAUCAACAGUAUGCCACCUGAAGCCCUCCUACACAGCACAUGGAUGACCCUUUUGGGUAUGACUUCGUCAAGUGGUCUUUUCCCUGGGCUCUUGACGAGCAGUCGUACCCCUAUGGAAUUCGAAGAGGAAACUUACCGUGACACUUACUGGCAGACGACCUUCGAAGUUCCGCAUAUUCUUUGGAGAUGCGGCAAAGGAAAGGUGACAAAAUUCACCUCUACAGACGGCUUUCCACUUCCACGCAUGCCUCAAAACGACCAGGAGAUCAGCAGCUCUAAACGGAAAAGCGGUUUCAUGGCGAAAAAGCUGCAAUUUGCCAAUUCAAACAAAUUCAUUGACCCCAAAGGUCUCGUGGAGAUAUCGGACGAUUGGCUUCAGCAGGGACCACAAGCUUUGAAAUUUGGGCUAGAUCCUGGAUUCCUGCGUUUUGAAGGUCCGAACAAAUCAAAUCCAGUGAUAAGGAAAGUCAAAAUCUUCCCUCAUUGCUCGGAAGAGCUGGUAUCGGCUGCUUUGGAUGCCUAUCACUUGGAAUCAAAGGACGAGAAAAUGGCAACCUUGUUCACGAGUGAGCAAAAUGCAAACUCAUUCACGGAUGAGAAAAGAGUCAAAGGCCGUGUCGUCGAUGUCCCUCGAGGUGCCAAGGGGGCAAGAGGGGGAUUGGACAGUAACCUUCAGAAUAACAGAGAACUUGCGGUACGACUCGGACAGCAGCGCGAUGUCCAAUCCGCAAAGAAACGCUUCAUAUGGUUGCCCAAGGCCGACAGAGAGACUGCAUUGAUUUGUUGUCUUGCGUCUCCUCCUGACGAACAGUACUAUCUAUCAGCAUUCUUCGACAGACAUGCGCUCUACGACAAGUAUUUCUCCGAUGAAACAUCAGUGACGUUGAACGAGUGGAAGACUGAGUUCCAGCUUUCAUUCUAUCGCCUUGCUGGGUUUGCCGAGCCUGAUGACUUCCACGAAGAGGAGGGAAUACCCAAGUUCAGUUAUGUCGUUGCUCAUUCCACAGCUGUGCGAAAGGGAGCCGUCAACCCAAAGGCAAAACCAGAUAUGGCUACGGGUAUUGUGCGUGCCGCUAUGGGAUUCAGGUUUGUGGGGGACUUUUUUGACCGAUAUUGGACCUGCCACUUCCUCGAAUAUAUACCGGGAAAUCCACCACCAAAAAAGACACCGAACGAAGACACCACCAUGGAGAGGUCAAACGCCGUUGAGCCAUGUUCUGAACAUGCUUCCGGGAGCGACCCGAAAGUUGCUCCCACAAUCAUGGAAUCUAUCACACAAGAGAAGUACAUACAGAGCCAACUGACAGAUCCUCAAACUGGCAAAACGAAGUAUCCGUGGCAGCAGCGGAAAGUCCUUGAACUCCUUCUGUUUGACCAGAUACUUCUUCAUAUCGAGAAAGAAACGGAAGAUAUAUUCAACUGGGCUCGAGUUAGCGUGUUGAAAGCUUCCGGGGCUACAAAUGGAGCAGAAUCUAAAUAUUCGACGAAGAAGGCACAAGAGAGUGUACUAGGCGUACACGGGGCCGACGACAGCGCCCAGCCUUACAAGAUGGCCGCAUCUGAUCCUCUCAACCCUCUUUCCGAGGCCAUCGAUAGCGCUUACCAGUUUGUUGAAUUGGGCGACAGUGAAGGAUAUUUCAACGUCAUAGGCCGCUGGAGAUUGUUCGAAGAGAUUCUCCAAACCUUGGGAGAAGAUCUCACCGAAAACUUGGAGAGGAUUGAAGAGUGGAGCAGGCGUGAAGAAGACCGUGUUCCGGAGAGCCCGAGAUGGACAAGAAAUGAUGAAAGACUUUUCCGAAACACGAUGAACAAACUUCGUGUUCAAAACCAAAGAAAGAUACGGAAUCUGGAGAGGUUGAAUGCGAGGAUCAAAACGUUCCGAGAUUCGUUGACUGGACGUUUGGAGUCCAUCCGAGAAGAUAUGAGCUUUAGAGGCUCGGAGAAUAUGUCAUUGUUCACAUAUGUCACUGUUAUCUUCCUUCCUCUUGGAUUUGCUACUGGUAUCUUCAGCAUGAAUGAGGCUCCGGGAAAUCCAACGCUCACCUUUAUGAUUGCAACGGCCAUCACCUCGCUAUCAAUUACCGUGUUCGCACUGGCCAACGCCAAACAUCUUAGAAAGAAUAUCGUGGAGCCGCUGAUUGAAUUCGUUCAGAGCGUUGGGAGACCUGUGAUAUCCAUAGUCCUCGUCCCAUGUCUGUUCAUGGUUUACUGUGUCCAAGCAGUGCUCCAUCCGGUCUACCAUCGUAUCUACGAACAUACGCCCGAACCCACACGGAAUUUCUUAGGAAGGCAAGAGUAUUUGCAAACCUACAGAAAGAAUCUCCGUCCGAUGCGAGAUUUCGACUGGAUAACAAAGGUUCACGAAUGGUUUGAGGAGGGUAAGAAGAAGAGGGAAGAGAAGAAAAAUGCGAAUGACCCUGAAGGUCAGCAGAUUUCACGUGAAACCGCUCAAGGGCCUAACACUCAGCCUCCAUGA